AUGACAAGAGAAUUAUUAACUUCUCCAAAUAAAUCCUCUUCAUCAACAAUAUAUUCAUAUAAAUUAGGAUCAUAUAUAAUGGGACCAACUUUAGGGAUAGGAUCAUUCGGUAAAGUAAAAUUAGCAAAACAUGAACCAACAGGAUAUAAUGUUGCAAUAAAAAUUAUGAACAAGGCAAAAAUUAAUUCUAUUGAUAUGUAUGAUAAAGCUAGACGUGAGAUUAGUAUACUACAAAGCAUUGACCACCCUCAUAUUAUACGAUUGUAUGAGGUUAUUGAUACACCUUCAGAUAUAUUUAUGGUAAUGGAAUAUAUUAAUGGUGGUGAAUUAUUUGAUUAUAUUGUACAAAAAGGUCGUCUAAAUGAAAAUGAAUCAAGAAGAUUAUUUCAACAAUUAAUAUCUGGAAUUGAGUAUUGUUAUAUAAAUAGAAUAUGUCAUCGUGAUUUAAAACCUGAAAAUAUUUUAUUAGAUAAACAAUGUAAUAUAAAAAUAGGUGAUUUUGGAUUAUCUAGUUAUAUUUAUGAUGGUAACUUUUUAAGAACAUCAUGUGGUUCACCAAAUUAUGCAGCACCAGAAGUAGUAUCUGGGAAGGCUUAUUCUGGUCCAGAGAUUGAUAUAUGGUCAUGUGGUGUAAUUUUAUAUGCAUUAUUAUGUGGUUCAUUACCGUUUGAUGAUGAAAAUGUUAGUAAUUUAUUUCGUAAAAUAAGAAAUGGUAUUUUUAAUAUGCCUGGUCAUAUAUCAGAUGCUGGUAAAUCAUUAAUUGCUAAAAUGUUAACAGUAGAUCCAUCUCAAAGAAUUAAUUAUAAGGAAAUAAGACGUCAUCCAUGGUUUAGAAAAAAUUUACCAUUUUAUUUAGAACCACAAUAUUAUCAUUUAUUUUUGCCUAAAAUAUUUUCAAAAAAUUUAUUCAAAAUAGAUUCAUAUAAUCAAUUAAACAAUAAUGAUGUGACAUCUUGUUUACUUUUUGAUAAAAUUAAGCAAGAAAAUGGUGCAAUGUGGGCACAAAUACAAAGAAAACAUCAUCGUCAACAUUCAAUUUUUCCAAGAGAAAUUCAAAAAAAAGUAAUAUCACGUAUUCCAAUAUUUGCAAAUACACAUAUUAAUAGUAAAUAUCUUUUAAAAAAAUCUCCAAAUUAUAUUAAAUAUGAUAUUAAUAAUAAUAAUCAAAAAAGUAUUUUUCAAUUAUUAUUAUCUAAAAUGACAGAAGCUAUAGAUAAUAUUAAAAUGCAAUCUGAAUUAGAGAAAAGUCAUAUUAAAAAACAAUUAUUUGAUUCUUCAAAAAAUAUUAUUUCUGAUCCUAAUAUAAAAGAACAAAUUGAACAAUCCGAAAUAAAAUCAAUUAAUUUAGAAUCAGAAAUAAAUAUCCAUUUAGAUAAAGACAAUAUAUUAAAUAAUCAAGAUUCUUUUAAUAAUAAAAGUGAUCAGAAUAAUAUGAAAAAUCAUCUUUAUUCUCCAACAUCACAUAUACAAAUUUCUACUAUACCUACUUUAUCUAUUAAUUUAUCUACAGAAUCUAAUUUACUAACAAGUUUAGAAAAUCGUUGGUUAUUAGGUUUUGAAAUUACUGGAAAAUUAGAUAAUAUUAUAUUUAAUAUAUUGAAAACUCUUAAAGAAUCUAAUUUUGAAUGGAGAUUUCAAUCAUUACAUAAGCUAAGUUGCAGACCAAUUAUUUUAUCAGAAGAAAAACCUCAAUGUAAAUUAAGUGAUCAGAAAAAUUAUGGAGAUAAUAUUAAGUUAUCUAUAAUGACAAGUCCAUACAUAACAAUACAAUUAUUUAAAAUAUGUUCAUUUAAGUAUUUACUAGAUAUUCAAGUAAUUGAUGGUCCCUUAUUAACUACAGCAUAUUUAGCAUUUAAAUUAACUACUAAAAUAUAUACAAAUUUAAAGUAUAAUCAUGAUCACAUUAAUACAAGAUAA
This is a messenger RNA of Cryptosporidium muris RN66, 1917 nucleotides long. RefSeq names its product 5'-AMP-activated protein kinase catalytic subunit alpha-1, putative. Gene Ontology annotation, cellular component: cytoplasm. Gene Ontology annotation, biological process: protein phosphorylation; intracellular signal transduction. The record is from RefSeq and is a predicted model, not a curated record. Bases 1 to 1917 code for a protein of 638 amino acids. NCBI's taxonomy places the organism in Eukaryota, Apicomplexa, Conoidasida, Eucoccidiorida, Cryptosporidiidae. Gene Ontology annotation, molecular function: protein serine/threonine kinase activity; ATP binding. The transcript has a single exon.